AUGAUAUCGACUCGAGUUUGCUUAACCAUCAGUUUAGUCUUGAACUGCACGCCACGCGCAUUAACAACGUUUAUCAACAACGUUUUAUCAACAACGUUUUAUUUCGUUUCUAUUCGUGUCAUUAUCAAGGAAAUGUGCAACCACAUUCUAUCGAACAUAAUUUUCGUUUCACUUCUUGUCAUUCUAUCGUACGCGAUCGACGACGAACUUUACGAAGGGAGUCAAUGUAUGUUGGAAGAUGGUAAGACAGGCAUCUGCAAGAAAUUAACCGAUUGUCCAAUGAGAAUACGAGAGGUGCAACGAGGCAUAAGGCAUUCGGCUUCAACGGGAAGAUGCGGAUUCUCUGAUUUUACUGAGAUCGUUUGUUGUCCUAUAAUGAAUUUCGAAAGAAAAGUGUUGCUUCGUCCGGCUGAUAUUGCUUGUCAAGAAUACGGCAAUAAUAGUGCAACAACAAAAGAGGAUAAAAAUUUGUCUCUCCACAUAUUUAAUGGAAAAUUGGCUAUGUCCAAUGAAUUUCCAUACGUAGUGGCUUUAGGAUAUGAAAACGACAACAUUUCCGAACCUAUCAAAUAUAAUUGUGGAGGCAGUUUGAUAUCUUCUCAGCAUGUAUUGACUGCGGCACACUGUGUCAGUAAUAUAAAUGAGAAAGUACCAAUCGAAGUACGAUUAGGAAACGAAGAUAUACAAAGUAUCGAAUCGAACGUGCAACGGAUUCCGAUAAGCGACAUAAUAUAUCAUCCGAAGUAUAAACGCAGUACACAAUAUAACGACGUCGCUAUUUUGAGGCUGAAAACAAAGAUACAAGUUUCGAAAACGACUAAGCCUAUUUGUCUUCAAACCAAAUCCUUAAGAUCAUUGAAGAUAACACCGAGAACAUCUUUAAUAGUGAUUGGAUGGGGCGCUACGAGUUUCGAUGCCGAGAAUUCUGUCAAAUUGAGAAAGACGCCUAGUCUCAGCAUUGUGAGUAAAGAGGAAUGCGAAAAACAUUACAUAGGGCAUCCAAGAUUACCUAAUGGCAUCGACGACAAUUUCAUUUGCGCUAUGGACAAUAAUGCCAGUCGAAGGGCGGACGCUUGUCAAGGAGACAGUGGAGGCCCAUUGUUAAUGAUGACCGAAAAAGGUGAUAGCGUAAUUGGAAUCACAGCUUUCGGUAAUACUUGUGGUUCACCUGCCCCGGGUGUUUACACCGCGAUUUAUUCUUAUUUAGAUUGGAUCGAGGAACAUGUUUGGACGAAUAAAAAUGAGAAAAAAAAUGUCGUGAAAACAGGAUUUUUCAACAUUACGAUCACGUUCCAGUGAAACAUACUUUACAUGUGUUUGCCAAUACGUAUCUCAGGUAAUGAUCUCCAGGUAAUGGAAUUCGAUUAUAUCAUGGAGAUUAUUUUGUAUUGCGGGUUCUGUCAGAUGAUCAUACGUGACAUGACAGAUGAUUAAUGAACUGUUAUCGAUAAAAGGAAAAAAAAAGAUGAGAAAAGGGGAUAAACAUUAACAAAACCCUCUUUUAUUUAUUCACAUUCUGUACAAAUAGUAUUUUACAUAAUGUCUGAUAAUAUCUAUUUUGCCAACUCGAGUAUUGACCGGUAAUGUGUGAUAAGCAUCGAUUUGAAUACUCAUUAAAAACGAAGUACAAUUAAAAAAUAAUAGAUCUCGAAAUAAAGAGAUAGACAUCGUUGUUCAAUGUUAUUACGAAUCGAUCGUGUUAUUUUAUUUUAGAAAAUGGAUAAAACGAAAAAAAAAUUGUUAAACUGAAAUAAAAAAAAAAAAGAUUUUGCAAACGA
Molecule: messenger RNA, 1778 nt
Organism: Apis cerana (Asiatic honeybee)
Lineage: Eukaryota; Metazoa; Arthropoda; Insecta; Hymenoptera; Apidae
Product: serine protease snake
Biological process (GO): proteolysis
Molecular function (GO): serine-type endopeptidase activity
Source: RefSeq, a predicted model, not a curated record